Messenger RNA from Lutzomyia longipalpis, 623 nucleotides. It is a transcript of the gene Archease, whose product is annotated as protein archease-like. The record is from RefSeq and is a predicted model, not a curated record. Gene Ontology annotation, biological process: tRNA splicing, via endonucleolytic cleavage and ligation. Gene Ontology annotation, cellular component: tRNA-splicing ligase complex. NCBI's taxonomy places the organism in Eukaryota, Metazoa, Arthropoda, Insecta, Diptera, Psychodidae. The coding region runs from base 131 to 601 and encodes 156 amino acids. The transcript has 3 exons.
AUUCGAAAUUAUUUGUAAACAUUGCGAAAUUCACGCGUGUUUUGAUUUCAAAAGUGUGUGAUUUUUUCACUUUUGGAGUAUUUUAUGUGAUAAUUUUGCCUUGAUAUCGAUUAAGUGUAUUGUAAAGACGAUGGAGGUUGAAUUCAAUAAGAAUGACAUUGAGUUUCCUGUGAAGAAAUACGAAUAUCUGGAUCAUACAGCAGAUGUUCAACUUCACGCAUGGGGCUCUUCAAUGAAGGAAGCCUUCGAACAAUGUGGAAUAGCCAUGAAUGGCUACAUGACGGAUCUCGAGACGGUGAGCGUUGAAAAAUGCUACAAAAUAGAAGCUCAGGGAGAUGAUCUGGAAAGUCUUCUCUUUCGCUUCCUGGACGAGUUGCUCUUUCUCUUCUGCGCCGAACCCUUUCUGAUCGCCCGGAAGAUCGACAUCACCAAGUUUGACUUGGAAACAUUCUCAGUUGAAUGCCUAUGCUACGGAGAGCCCUUUGAUCUGCAGCGACACCCCCAGGGGACCGAAGUGAAGGCCAUAACGUACUCAGCAAUGCAAAUUAAUCAAGAACCUGAAAGAAAUUACUAUGAAGUAUUUGUAAUAAUUGAUAUCUAGUGCAAUUUUAUGACAAACUCAA